CUGCGAACGUGCGGAGAGCCGGGCGCGUUGCAUGGCGGGAGAUACAAACGCCCGCGAAGUCUCCGCUCCUGGGGGAAGCCUGGAGGCUGUAAUUGUUUUCUCUCUCGGCUCAUUGGACGCAUAGCUCUCCCGGAAGCGCGGGAGUCUCGGUUUGCCGGGGCUUAGUCUAGGCGGCUGUGGCCGCGGUGCCGUUAGAGGCCCCAUUUCCCGGAGACAUUACGGCAUUUCUAGGUGAAACCCCUCCGGCAGUGGAGGGGUCUCCGCCCCCUCAGGCUGCCGGUAGGGAGGGGCCUUGAGGGUCCAUCUUGUCGCUUGGGUCUGCCCUUUCUUCUCACCCCUCACCCAGCCCACCGCGAGGAUGAGCUUGGCCGGGGUCCCCUCUUUCGAGAAGGAGCAUCUCUGGAUGUAUCUGCAGGCACUCGGCUUUGAGCCAGGCCCAGCGACCACUGCCUGCGGAAAAAUUGUGUCGCUCACGAAUUUCGGAGUGAACAUGUUUGACAAGCUGAACCGUGACGCCUUUCAGAUAGUUUCUUAUUUUUUGUUUCAAAUGCUGGACCAGUCUCUCACCAAAGAAGUUUUCAAAUUUUGCUGGCCUCCAUUUGACCAAAAACGUGAUGCUGAAUUCCGGAAGCAUUGCUGUGAAUGGUUAAAAAAAAUUUCUGCUGAAUGUGGAGGUAGCUUUCCUCAGGUUGUUGGCUCACUGUUUAUUUCUCCUGGAGGUCCGAAGUUUGUUCAUCUGAUGUACCAUUUUGCAAGAUACGUUGCAAUAAAAUAUAUUAAAACCUAUUCUAAAAAUUCUUCUGUACAUUUUAUAGAUACGUUUAAUGUAAAGCCACAAGAUUCGCAUAAGUGCAUUGCCAGAUGCCAUAUAGCACGGAAGAAAUUUUUCCAAAUUUUGCAGAGAGAAGAUUGUGUUAUCCAAAAAUAUCAGGAAAAUGCACAAUUCUUAGUUAAGCAAGUACGAGAAUUGAGAGCAGAAUAUAUAGGACUGCAAAACCACAUAAAAAAAAUGGAACCCUGUGAUGACCAAAGUAAUCUACAAGAGAAAGUUCAAAAGGUUCGGUCAUUGUGGGCUUUAGUGAAUGAAACACUCAUGUUUUUGGAAAAAGAGAGAGAAGUUGUUAGUUCAGUCCUUAGCCUUGUUAACCAGUACUCUUUAGACGGAACUAAUGUUGCUGUUCAGAUUCCAAGGCUCUUACUUGACAAAAUUGAAAAACAAAUGGGUCAGUUACACAUAGGAAAUGUUUAUGAGGCUGGAAAAUUGAACCUCUUAACAGUUAUUCAGUUAUUAAAUGAAGUCUUGAAAAUAAUGAAAUAUGAACAUUGUCAGACUGACCAAGCAAGACUGACAGUAGACCUUCACUACCUUGAAAAAGAGACCAGAUUUCAGAGAGAAAGAUUAUCAGAUCUGAAGCAUAUGAGGUAUAAAAUGAAAGAAGAUCUUAUAACUAUAAGACGUUCUAUUAUUGAGAAACAAGGAGAAUGGUCUAAGAAGUGGACAGAAUUUCUUGGCCUGUCUCCUUUCAGUCUAAUUAAAGGUUGUACUCCAGCUGUGGAUCUUUUACCACCUAUGUCUCCCCUUUCAUUUGAUCCUGCCUCAGAAGAAGUAUAUGCAAGGAGCAUUCUUUUUAAGUACCCUGCUUCACUUCCAGAUAUGUCUAAGGAAUGUAACCAAGAAAAUGUUUGCAGAACAGAGAAUGAUACACAAGGAGCUGUAAAUGAACCAGUCAACAGCCCUGCCUCCUUUUUGUUGCAGUCAGCUCCAUUAUCAGACAGAAACGGGGCUGCAUUUCUUGAAAAGGAUAUGAAGGUGAGAACUCCCAGAGAGAAAAAGAAAAUAAUUUCUAAGAAAAUACCAGAAUUUGAAGUGGAAAACUCUCCAUCAUCAGCUAUUGCAAAGAACAUAGAGAGUAGUGCAGUUAGGGAGUCUCUGCCAGCCAGAAAAAGUGAUGCAUUCCAAAAAGAGCAAGAUCAUCUGGUAGAACAGGUUGCCAGGGCAGUUUUAUCUGAUUCUCCAAAGCUCUCUGAAGGAAAAGAAGUAAAAUUAGAAGAAUUAAUUGACUCUCUGAUUUCUAACCCAUUCUUAACAAGGAACCAAAUUCCCCGAACUCCAGAAAACUUGAUAAGUGAAAUUAGAAGCUCAUGGAGAAAAGCUAUUGAAAUGGAAGGUGACAGAAGUACAGAGCCAAUUCAGAUGGAUACUGAACAUACAGAAGUUUUGCCAGAAUCCGUACCUGUGUUGCAUGAUCAAACAGAAUUUAGCAUGGCCAGUUUACUCUCAACCACUGUAUCAGAUUUUAGCCAAUCUCAUUUGCCUGAAGAAAAAGUUGUUUCAGAUUGCCUCGAGUGUGUGUCUCAGAAACAUGUGACAGCCAGUCACAUAGGUGAUCCGCCAACACAGAAUCAGUCAGGUUUGUUAAAUAAGAAAAUAAUUUGUAAGCAAGAUUUGGAAUGUACAGCUUUACAGACCAAACUUUCAGAAACUAGCCAAAUAUUCUUCCCUGCUGUACACAAUAGUGUAGAUGCGAUGGAUGGCAGUAAAGAGGAAUGUGUUGAAGUAUCAGACCACUCACAAGCUUCUUAUAAAGAACCUUCCAUGCAAAAAACUAUGUUAUGGAACUCUUUUCAGAUAUCAAGUGGAAUUAGUUCUAAGAGUUUUGAUACUAAUUUUGGCAUAUUACAUGAAACUCUUCCAGAAGAAGCUGGUCACCUAAGUCUUAAUAGCUCCAGUAAUACAGAGGCCAAUUUUGAACUGGAACCAAACAGUCCUAGGCACACUGACAUUUUUCCAGAAGAUGUUGCAGGAGAUACACAGACUACUCCAAAAUCAAAUUUCAAUUUGCAGGCUAUUUGCAGUAGAUAUGAGGCUCUGAAGAAAUCUCUUUCCAAGAAAAAGGAAGAAUCUUCUCUCUCUUAUCCUGAAUCAUUUGAAAGACACAAAUCAGAAUUGAGUCUUACUCCUAAUAACAUGCAAACAGAUAUGUUUAACUUUUUGGACACUUGUGACUCGCACACUGACUAUACAAAACCAUCUUUACGCAUGUCCCUUGGUGAAAGAAAACGGUCUCUUUCACCAUUAAUUAAGUUUUCUCCAGAGGAGCAAAGGUUGAGGACCACAAUACCACGUAGUCUUGGAGAAGUUCUACCUAAAUUAAAAGAAGAAGAAAUCCUGAAUAAGAGUCUUGAUGCAGAAAAAUCUCCGUCUGACUUGAAAAGAUAAAGCAAUAUAGUACAGAUAACUGUGAUGCACUUAAAUUGAAGUUGUGGCACAGAAUAAAAGCUAAAUUGUAGUUUACAUAUUGGAAAUGUAAACUUUCUUUUCCAAAGUCUAAAGUUCUUAAAUGCCUUUUAGCCUCCUCUGAUAUUUUUAGGCAAGGAAAGUAUGUUUGGAUUUUCUCCAUUUGUAGUAGGAACAUAGGGUUGAAAUGUGAAGUAUUUGGAAAGUAAAAUGGAGAGUUAUGCAAAGACAUUUUGAUUUCUCAAAUAAUGUAACCAUUAAGUAAAUGGCAAAAGUUGUAGUUUAUUAUGUGUUAUAAUCCCAGUUCAUUAACAUAAGGAUAAUUUUUGAUGUUCUUUCAUUUAGUGGUUAAUAUAAUACUCAUUGGAUAUACUGAUCUUUCCUUUUAGAGAAAUAAAUAACUUUUGUUUCUUUAUGGAACAUUCUGGUACUAACAAAAAAUAUGAGAGCAGUAGUGUCUUUUGAGCGUGUAGUCAAGAUGACAAAGCUUACGAUUGAGAAAACUCUAAAUAGGCUUAAUGAUUAUUAGAUUGGUCCUGAGAAGAUGUUUGAUGGAAGAAAGUACAUGUGAUGAUAAAUGAAGACUGGCACAGAACCUAGAAAAAAAGAAAAAGAUGGAAGAUGACGACACUUUCAAGGAAUACUGUCAAAACUAUAAAUCCGUUCAGUGGGUUAUGUGAUAGAUUUAUGUUUGGUCUAAUUUAGACUUUGAGAAUUUGAUUUAAUCCUAGUUUUAUAUUUUAACAAAAAAAAGUAAAUUGAAAAAUUUGUGGUUUGUUUUAUUUUUUGGAGGGUGGGCUGCCAUUUUCAGGAAACAAACUAGAUUUGAUCAUGUUACUUUCCUGCUUAAAAACCAUCAAAUUUCCCCUCUGCCUACAGAAUAGCCCCCAAGUUGAGAAAACUGAACCCAAGUGUUGUUAAAUAACUUGUUCAGUGUCAAUAUAGCUAAGUUGUGAAGCUGGGAUUUGACCUCAUUUUCCUUCCUUAAUAUGCCACUAAGAGGCCAGGACAUAGGAUAAGGAGUGGGCCUUCUGUUGGCCUCUGGAUUCUGAGUGGGAAUCAAGAGGUGAGGCUUAUGUACAGUCUCCUCCUCACUUCAUUAGGCUUACUGCCCCAGGAAGGGGUUUGUCUGUAGCACCCAGAUGAAUACAUGCCAUUGCCCCCUGGAACCAGGAUUGGAAUAGGCAUUGGAAGGGUGAUGGUGCCCUCUCUAGAGCCCCUACUCAUUAAAACCUUUUCCACUGGCCCCGAAGAAAUUGGCAAGGAAAGGAGAAAAGUUUAGACAAUAGAUGGGCUUAAUAGAUCAUCUCUCUUCACCCAUCUUGGGCUACCUUUCUCUGUUCUGCCUAUUUCAGUUUGAAGGCCAGUCUUUUUGUGAGAAAAGACAGAAGGAAUGCAACAAAUUAGGGACUCUCUAGAUCUACUGGGAAAACUUUCUCUAGUCUGCUUUAAGAAAACCCAGUAGAUGGAAGACCAAAAUCAGCAUGUUAGGGAGGAGGUAGGGCUAUCAUAUUAGUAUUUACAAAGUGCCAGGGCUACUGCAAGGCACGAAUUUCAUUUAAUCCUUGUAACUCUCUAAGGUAACAUACCUGUUUCACAGAUGGGGAACUGAAGCUCAGGAAGCUUAAAUGACUUGCCUAAGAUGUUUUUUUUUUUUUUUUUAAGAUGGACUCUAGGAUCAUCUGAAUUAGAAUCAUCUGGGAUGCGUUUUAAAAAUGUAGUUUAUAGGUUGAAAGUGGGGAUUAGCAAUCUGCACUUUAAGUAGGCGUCCCUGAUGAUUUUUUAGGCUCAAUAAAAAGCUUGAGAACCACUGCCAGGGAUAUAGGUUUAUAUUUAGCCCUGGGGUACCUUUUAAGAAGUAGCUACACUGAUGCAUAUCCAGACUGGUAACUGAUGGGGAAGUUCACGUUCACCAAUAAAGUGUAGGAGGCCCUUGACUACUAUGAAUCAGAAACAAAACAUCAAAAUAUCUCUGGACUUUGAUUUACAGAAAAUCACAUUGUUGAGUGAGCUAUCUCUCUUGAUAGGCUGAGGGUUUUUGAUAUUCUUCCUUUGUCCUUCAUAUGCUAAUACUGUAAACAUGUCUCAAAUCUUUCUCAUUCUUUGCCCAAACAACUGUGAUGACAGCUUACUGCCUUUAGCUUCUCCGCUAUCCAAUACUUCCUCACAGUGCCUUUUUGGCCAUAAAGGACUGUUUUGAUCGUCACUUCCUUGCUUAAAUAUCCAAUAAUUAUUGCAAAUUCCAGCACAGAGCUCAAAUUCAAAGGUAUAUAAAAACUCAAUGGGAAAGUUCUACUCUGUCUUAUAGGGUCACUGUGAGUUGGAAUUGACUGGAAGGCACUGGGUUUGGUUUUUGGAAACCCUGGUGGUGUAGCGGUUUAGUGCUAUGGCUGCUAACCAAAGGAUCUGCAGUUCAAAUCCACCAGGCACCCCUUGGAAACUCUGUGGGGCAGUUCUACUCUGUCCUAUAGGGUCGCUGACUCAGAAUCAACUCGAUGGCACUGGGUUUUUUUUUUUUUUUUUACAUAGGGUUUCCUCUAGUCUCCCACCACGGUUUCCUAAUGUUCACUGAAAUGUCCUGUGAGCAUGGGCCUUUAGAAGUCUUAAUUCACAAUCUCCUUGAAUCUGGAAUACCUUACUUCCCCUCACAGUUUAUUGUAACUAUAGCUCUGUUUUAGGGCUCAGAACAAAUCUCACAUCUACAUUGAAAUCUUAAUCCUUUCAUUAUCCAUUUGCCUAUCCCUUCUCUGAAAUCUUACAUGGUUCAUCUUGUUUUAUUCACUUGGUGUUUCAAUUAUUGCUUUUAUAUUUUUUCACGGUUGUAUGUGAUCUCUCUGUAAACAAUUCUGUGCAUACAUUCAUACCUAUGUAGACGUAUGUGUGUACAUACAUACCCCAAAGGCAUGGGCCAUCCUUAGCAACUAUUUCAGAAUUGGUAUUGUUUGCCUCUACUUGAUGGCACUUAAGAAAUGGUAAAAAGGUCUGAUUUCUUGCUGUAUGUGUAUUCUUUCUCAUGUCAAAUUAGACUGUACCUUGUUUUAUUCACUACUUCUAAGAUAUAAAAAUGUAUAAACUGACUGCUGCAUCCUCCACUUGAAGCCUUAGGUAAUGCCAAAAUGUCCUGAUUGUGUAAAAUGUUUAAAAGAGGACAAGCAUAAAAUGUUGCUUAACAUGAAAAAUGCUAAGAAGUGGAAUAAAGAAUAUUGGAAGUCAAAGGGAAACAUUUGGAGGGAUCUGACUGAAAACAUCCUGCAAGUAUCUUGAAGCCUUUUCUUGAUCAAGUGUUUAACCAUAUCUUUUUUUUUUUAUUAAGUCAAUUUUUAUCUAAAGGAAAAACAGGUAUUCUUGAUACCUGUAAUGUAAAAGUAAAUGCCAUCAUUUUUUCUGAGUGUAUUUAAAACAUUAAAGAAAAUAAAAUGUUCAAGGACAUUUCCCUCAAUGUAAAUAAAGCAUUUACUAAAAUCUGUUUCACUAAGCUGCAGAUACAUGCUUGCUCUAGAGAUCAUUUUUCUCUUUCCCCACUGUGAAAGCCAAGUCAGUAUCCAAAGUUUAAAACAUUUGUGAGUUCUUUAUGGGACUAUUAUGUUAAUAUGCUCCAUAUACUGUACCAUUGUCUUUUUUUUUUUUUUGUACUUUAGAUGAAGGUUUACAGGACAAACUAGUUUCUUAUGUUAGCACACUGUUCUAUGACAUGGGUUAACAUCCCCAUGACAUGUCAACACUUUCCCUUCUCAACCCUGGGUUCCCUAUUACCAACUUUCCUGUUCCCUCCUGCCUUCCAGUCCCUGCCCCAGGGCUGGUGUGCCCCUUUAGUCUUUUGUUCCAUGGCGCUGUUCAAUCUUUGGCCAAAGGGUGAACCUCAGGAGUGACCUAAUUACUGAGCUGAAAGGGUGUCCGGGGGCCAUACUCCUUGAGGGUUUUGCCAGGCUCUGUCAGGCCAGCAAGUUGGGUCUGAGUUAGAAUUUUGUUCUGCGUUUUUCUCCAUGUACUAUUGUCUUGAAUACUCAAUAUUAUACCAUCUGGCUUUGGAAUUUACCAUAUAUUAAUAAAAAGUAUAUUUUGCAAACCAUGAAGCCAUCACAUACAUACAAAGGUAUAUAAUAAAAGAAACUUCAGAGGUUCAGUGAUUCGGAUUUAUACUCACUUACUGGCAGUGCCCUAAUUAGCUGUGUUUUAUAACUUACAUCUGAAUAGCCUGUUGCUCUUAAUGGGUAGGGAACCUGUCAUCCAUAGCUAGAUAGGUUUGAUAAAUGUUAAAUAGCUUUUUUAAAGCCUUUGAAAUUCUAAAAGGCCUAUCCCUUAGUUUCUUUAUAUUGCUUUAUCAAAAAUUAGCAAUCUUAGAAUCCUCCCACAAAAGUAGAUAUUCUGAGAAUGUGAUUCAGUAUUAUCCAGAUUUCUAGAUAAAUACAGAUGGGAAACUCAUAUUGCCCAAAGUGAAUUAAACACUGUUCCUUGGGAGAAUUCAUUUAACUUCCCUCGGCUUCAGCUUUCUGUCUGCAAAAUUAAGAGGAUUAUAUGAUGGAAUAAUCUACAUCUAAAAAGGUAGGAUUUUUAUGAUUAACUUUUCUGUCAAUGUAGGACAGAAUGUGGGGUAUAGUGGGGGAGAAGAAGGAUCUUUAGUCAGAUUGCCUGUGUUCAGCUAUAUGACCUUCAGAAAUUCAGUAAACUUCUACCAGUUUUCUCAUCAAUACAGUAAAGAUAAAGUAACCUACCUCACAGGUUGGUUGUGAGGAUUAAAUGGGAUAAAUACACCUCAAAUAUUUAGCUAGGCUUCACAUUCAGUAACGGGGAGGUAUGGAUCAGUAGGUGGUAACAAUAGCUAACACAUAGUACCAUGUGUCAAGGCACCAUUCUUAAUGCUUCCCAUGUUUUAAUUUAAUCCUUUUAACAAUCCUAUGAAGUGGAGCUAUUCUCACCCACAUUUUACAAAUGAAGCAAACACAGUGAAAUUAAUUUACCUUGCCCAAGUUCACAGAGCUAGUAAGUGAAAACACCAGAAUACAACUCGACUCAGGUGGCCAGGCUCCAGUUCAUACUCUCUGAACCCCUCUAUUGCAGCUGCCAUGAAACAUCCUUCAGGAGAUGGGGGCCAAGAUUACAAAAUCAAAUUUAUCAAUAAAGCAACAGUUGUGGGCAAAUUACUUCAAAUAACACCAUAUUUUAAAUUGCUAACAGCAAAUGUUUAUUCAUGAUUGAAGCCAAGGAGGAUUUAUAAAUGCAUUUUAAUUCCUUGCUGAUAAAAUAGUAACAUUCCAUCUUUGCAAUCUAGUAAAGAAUACAGAAAGAUACUGGUAAAGGCUUUGAUGUGCAUAUCUAUUAUAACCAGGUAAUCAGAACACACACACACACACACACACCACCUACUUUAGUGUUACACCAUACCAACUUUUCAGAAAGGCCAUCUUGAAGCUCUACUGGACAGCUGAGUAGCGUUCAAUGUUUAAAGAACAGGAGUAGGGAAGGAGGACAUGGAGGCGCACACAUCUCAAAGCCCACAACAUUAUGAAUAUGAAAAAGAGAAAGGGUGCAAGAAAAAAAAAAAAAAGGCAAUUCAGCAUCUUCAGCAACAGCGUUUGGCAAUAUUCAACGCAUAAGGAGGCUGUGCUUGGGGCCAUCCACU
Molecule: messenger RNA, 8858 nt
Organism: Loxodonta africana (African savanna elephant)
Lineage: Eukaryota; Metazoa; Chordata; Mammalia; Proboscidea; Elephantidae
Gene: HAUS6
Product: HAUS augmin like complex subunit 6
Exons: 17
Coding region: 359-3220 (953 amino acids)
Biological process (GO): spindle assembly
Cellular component (GO): mitotic spindle microtubule; HAUS complex
Molecular function (GO): microtubule binding
Source: RefSeq, a predicted model, not a curated record